Messenger RNA from Oncorhynchus gorbuscha (pink salmon), 7383 nucleotides. Its product is annotated as forkhead box protein P1-B-like. The record is from RefSeq and is a predicted model, not a curated record. The transcript is spliced from 21 exons. Gene Ontology annotation, molecular function: DNA-binding transcription repressor activity, RNA polymerase II-specific; RNA polymerase II cis-regulatory region sequence-specific DNA binding. Bases 719 to 2764 code for a protein of 681 amino acids. Gene Ontology annotation, cellular component: nucleus. Gene Ontology annotation, biological process: regulation of transcription by RNA polymerase II. Lineage: Eukaryota; Metazoa; Chordata; Actinopteri; Salmoniformes; Salmonidae.
ACUUCUGUCAAAAUCCUGUGAAGAUCUACAAUGAAUGUUGUUUACCCAGCAGGUGGAUAUGACGUCACGGAUUUGGAACAUCAGAAAAUAACAUCCAAAUUCGCGAUAAUUUUUUCUUUCCAUGCGAAUUAAAAUGUAAUAACAUUAGAAAGAGCUCGCUCUCUUAUUCGAGACAGAACGUGGCGUGAAGUCUAGAUUAUUUUACCGGUAACAGUGCUCUCCGUGAAUGCAGCAGAGAUGUAUCCUCGCAGUUAAAGUUAGUCCCCCAAGCGGAGUAAUGUUGGUAGUAUUUACAGUGUGAAUAUUGCAUGCUUACUUGGUAUACAAGAUCGCGUGUACAGUUCAUUAUCUCUAGCACAGAAUUGUCUACUGCGUGCACCUACCAUUGUCGAUUGGUGUCAUCUGUGAACUCCUGAUGGUCCCGCCUCUGAAGACCCUGAGCUGAAUUUUCAUUGGAAGAAUGGAACGCCAGUCUUUCCUACACAAGUGAACACGUGGGUGCUCUGAUUGGCUGAAUACUUUCUGCACUGUUGUCUGGCUGGCUGCCAGCGCCUGCCUUGCCCCUGAUCAGAAGUGAACGUGACAUUUGUGCGGAGCCUGGAGACUCCAGUGGUGACCCCCUGUGGAGACAGAGAUCAAAGGCAAGGAGGCUGAAGUCACUACGCUGGAACUGAAGAUUGCUUUAAACGAGCAAGUCAUUGUAGAAGGUUUUUAAGUCAUGAUGCAACAAUCUGGGACCGAGGCGACAAGCAAUGGUCCAGCCAGUCAGAACAGAGCAGCGAGCGUGGAGGACGGGUCCAGGGACGCGAGGCCCAAGAGCGCCACGUCAGUGGACGUCAUGGCAGCUGACCUGAUCCAUCUCCAGCAGCAGCAGGCUCUUCAAGUGGCUCGGCAGAUCCUUCUACAGCAACAACAACAACAGCAACAUCAACAACAACAACAACAACAACAACAACAGCAGCUGCAGCUUCAGCAAGGCACCGAUCUAAAAUCCCCCAAAGACAAUGAGAAUCAGCCAAGCCUACAGGUUCCAGUGUCAGUGGCUAUGAUGACACCCCAGGUAAUAACGCCUCAGCAGAUGCAGCAGAUCCUCCAGCAGCAGGUCCUGAGCCCUCAGCAGCUCCAGGUGCUCCUGCAGCAGCAACAGGCCCUCAUGUUACAACAGCAGCAACUCCAAGAGUUCUACAAGAAGCAGCAGGAACAGCUCCACCUCCAGCUCCUCCAGCAGCAACAUGCAGGCAAGCAGAGUAAAGAGCAGCAGCAGCAGGCCCAGCAGUUGGCCUUCCAGCAGCAGCUCAUGCAGGUCCAACAGCUCCAGCAGCAGCACCUGCUCAACCUCCAGAGACAAGGCCUGCUCACCAUCCAGCCUGGACAGACCGCCCUGCCCCUGCACUCGCUCACUCAGGGCAUAAAUCCAGCAGAGCUUCAGCAGCUGUGGAAGGAGGUGACGAACUUGAAGGAAGAGAACAGCAACAACAGCAACGGCCGCCGCGGCCUGGACCUGUCCUCGCCACAACUCCCCAAGAAGCCCCUCCUCAACCAACACGCCUCCACCAAUGGACAGUACAUGAGCCAUUCUCUGAAGAGAGAAGGAUCCACGCUAGACGACUACCAACACUCUCACCACAGUCACCCGCUUUAUGGGCAUGGGGUUUGCAAGUGGCCUGGAUGCGAGGCGGUGUUUGAGGACUUCCAGUCAUUCCUGAAGCAUCUCAACAAUGAGCACGCCCUGGACGACAGGAGCACAGCCCAGUGUCGGGUACAAAUGCAGGUUGUACAGCAGCUGGAACUGCAGCUAGCGAAAGACAAAGAGCGUCUGCAAGCCAUGAUGACGCAUCUCCACGUCAAAUCCACGGAGCCCAAACCCACCCCACAGCCACUCAACCUGGUGUCCAGCGUCACCCUGUCCAAGACAGCCCCCCAUGAGGCCUCACCCCCUGAGCCUGCCCCAGACCCCCACCACCCCCACGGCCCCCUGACGCCCCUGUCCCAGGCCCACUCCGUCAUCACCCCCAACAGCAUCCACCACAGUGUGGGCCCCAUGCGCCGACGUUACUCUGAUAAGUACAACAUGCCAAUCUCCCCAGAUAUUGUCCAGAACAAAGAGUUCUACAUGAAUGCUGAAGUCAGACCUCCCUUCACGUAUGCCUCGUUAAUACGCCAGGGUAUCCUUGAAUCCCCGGAAAAGCAGCUAACACUAAAUGAAAUUUACAACUGGUUCACACGAAUGUUUGCAUAUUUCAGGCGCAAUGCCGCGACAUGGAAGAACGCAGUCCGGCAUAAUCUUAGUCUUCACAAAUGUUUUGUGCGAGUAGAAAACGUUAAAGGGGCUGUGUGGACAGUGGAUGAACUAGAGUUCCAAAAGAGAAGGCCACAAAAGAUCACUGGAAGUCCAGCCUUAGUGAAGAACAUCCAGACCAGCUUGGGCUAUGGUCCGGCUCUCUCUGCAGCCUUCCAGGCUUCAAUGGCAGAAAACAAUAUACCUCUAUACACUACUGCUUCCAUUGGAAGUCCUACCCUCAACUCGCUGGCGAAUGCCAUCCGAGAGGAGAUGAUUGGAGCGAUGGACCAUGGAAACAGCAACGGCAGUGACAGCAGCCCAGGACGGUCUCCCUUGCCAGCUAUGCAUCACAUUAAAGAGGAACCGCUGGACCCGGAGGACCACGAAGGCCCCCUCUCCCUGGUGACGACGGCCAACCACAGUCCAGAUUUCGAUCACCACAGAGAUUACGAUGACGACCAGGGCCACGAUGACAUGCUGUAAGGUCGGGCCCCCAGGGGCCCCUCCCAGAGACAGAACUAACCUUAGUCAUCUGUGAGACGCCACAACGUCACAGAUCAUACAGAUACAAGACUGCAGUCUCAGUCCUCUGAUGACAGCUAUCAAAUGUUUCCAAUUGACUUUUAGUGCCAUUAAAUACAUAGUGAAAAACACAAGAAAGAGAAUACGUCCCACUUGGGAGUAUUUUUGAUUUAUAUCUACUUUUUGGUUUAAGUGAACGAAAAUAAGAAAAAAGUAAUUUCUACUCUACAUGCGUUGGAUGGACAUGUUUGGUACUGGGGAUGACUUCUUGGUCAGCAUGCUGGCUUCAAAUCCAGGAUGGACUUGGACUUGCACUGUGCAGCCAGUAUGAACUUGGACCUGCACUGUGCAGCCAGUAUGGAUUGCAUACAGCCCACUCAACCACACUGAGCAUGGACUGCAGAGGGGUUCUCUCUCUCACACACACACAAACACACACACAUGCCCAUAAACCCAAGAGAUAUUGAAUGACGUUUAAUUUACGCUCUGUGUGUGUGUGUGUGUGUGUGUGUGUGUGUGUGUGUGUGUGUGUGUGUGUGUGUGUGUGUGUGUGUGUGUGUGUGUGUGUGUGUGUGUGUGUGUGUGUGUGUGUGUGUGUGUGUGUGUGUGUGUGUGUGUGUGUGUGUGUGUGUGUGUGUGUGUGUGUGUGUGUGUGUGUAGAUUUUGUUCAUGGUCACUGCCUUCAACAUUUCAUUGGUUUGCUUCCAUCUAGGGAGGGAUGUUUUUUGGUGUGUUUUGAGGGUGAGGGUUUAAAAUAUGUAUUUUCCAUUGUUUGUUGUUGUUGCAUUUGAUUUCUGUAACUGAUCAGACCUCAUGCCCAGGCUGUGGAGAUUCUGUAUGGUCAGCACUUAAUGAUGGAUGUUUAGGAUUUCCUUUCUUGUUGUUUCCUCUCUUUUUUUUUAACAUGAAGCAGAAUGUCAAAUACCAUGUAGUAUUUUUCUGUCAUUUGUUCCACAUGCUUCAGAAUGCCACCCCUCCAACAUGUAGUCCAUCCUCAUCGCAUCCCCCCAAGCUCAUCAAGUCCAUCCUCAUCACAUCCCCCCAAGUACAUCAAGUCCAUCCUCAUCGCAUCCCCCCCAAGCUCAUCAAGUCCAUCUUCAUUGCAUCCCCCCAAGCUCAUCAAGUCCAUCCACAAUGCACUACUCGUAAUGAAGGCUCUCUCCAUGCAUCAAUGAAGUUUCAUUUAAGAUGGGAAUGAAUGACAGAGAAAUCAUGCAGGUUAUGAUUUAUCCUCAUUCAAUUAUAUUUUAAAACAGCCCUUCAGGGCAGUGCGUUAGCUGCAACCAAAUUUCUGAUCAUUCGCAAGCUCCCAGUUUAAGAAAGAAAAUCAAUUGUCAGGUGUGUAUUACAAAGAUAAUAUUUUAGACUAACUAAUUGUGAUUCCUGAACACAACUCUCAUUGUAGUUCAAACAUGUAUAGUUUUCCACACUGUAAUUUCAGUCAUGGAAGGAUUGUUUGGCCUUGCUUGAAGAUAUCAAAGUUAAUUUUUUUAUGCAUGACCAGUUGGCUCUCAAAUUUGUUUGUGAUUAUUAAUAAUUACACACAUCAGAUGAAAUAUCCAUGUUCUUAAUUUAGGGAUAAUCCCAAAAACUGGCAAUAAGACCUGACCAUUGCUUCAUUCCAGUAUUGGCAGACAUGUUAUGCCCCCAGAAACCCACACACCACAAGGUAACUGAUGAUCUGGGUACUGUUUGGGGUCAACAUCAGCAGAACCCAAUGACUAAGUCAGAGUAGUGAUGUAGACCCUGCAAUAGGGUGGAUGGGAUUGAUGCUGGGGCUGUGAGGCUGAAUACAAGGCUUGAUCCUACUGUAGUGUUGGUUUAUGAUAUGAAACAGGCUCAUACAAAGACUCACAAACAUUACUUUUUAAAGACUGCAACCAACCACUUUGCAUUUUUUUAUUUAUUAUUAUUUUUUAUUUUUUUUGUAACUUUUGUUUUUAGUUGUUGAUGUUUCUAAAAUCUUGUUCUGUGACGACCAAAGAUGAACUACAAAGUAAAAACAAUGUUCUCUGUUUCAUGCAAUAGCAGAUAAGGCCAAAUAUCCUCCAUUCUCUCCCAUUGGCUGUGAAAGGAUCUAAAGAUGGAGUAUAGUCUCAACUGUGUCAAUCCAAUAGCACAUUGAUUAGAAGACGCUCCUCAAGCUGUCUGACUGUCAUUAGCUUUAAAGCCAAAGGAGUCUCUUGUUGAGUGCAGUAGCUGCAGGACUUUGCAGUGACCACAACUGAAAGGGAGAUGCAGAGAGUCAGACAAACAUUAUGACCAAAUUAGGGGAACAUAUUCUUUGGGCCAACGAGAGGAAAGGGCAUCGCUCUGUCUAUCAGCAGCAGAUUGCUGUGCAACCUAGGGGGGUGAAAGGAGAUUAUGGUCAUAAUGAGGAUGGCAAUGAUUUCGCAGUAGACAGGAGAGCUUUGUAGAGAACAAUGUGAAAAGGAUUCUAUACUUCAACUGGACCACCCAAUGAUUAAAUAUUUUGUUUUAUUUUUUAUUCUUUAUGAAUUUGUAUCCUUUCCAAUGAUUGUAUGCCACUUUUGAGUGAGUCCUGCUAUCUUGACGGGAUUCUACUGUUCUCUGUUAACAUUGGUAAGGCUUUAUGAUUGUGUUUAGUUUCUGUCAACGUAUUACUUUUUAUAUUAAAAAACACUCCUGUCAACUAAUAAGCUGGGUACAGGGUACUUUAUGGCAGUUCUUUGAACAUUCCACCAUGCAUUUACAUUUACACAUGAAAAGGGCAGUCUGUGGUUUUCAGAAAAUGUAUUUAAUAUCCAUUAUCAUGCAGCUGUGGGAUGGGUCAGUAACAGCCGGACUGGGAUCGUGAGAACAACUUGAGCUCAUUCAAAUCUACUCUUUUGCUGGUUUACUUGGUAUUGUAAAGGGGGAGAUUUGAACAUUCUCAGUAUGUGUAGCUUGUCAUUACUGAUGAUAACAGCCUGCCAAAACUGUAUGCAUACCUCAGUUCCAACCUAUAGGGAAUAAUUCAAUGAAAAGUGAAAAGAAAACUUUCACCCAGUUGUACUUUGUUCUAUGUCUUGCAUGUGUCGUCUAAAACUGGAGAGAGAGAUUGUUUUUGUAAAAAACACCCCAAAAAAGUAAAAGAAUAUAAAAUUAGACCUUGUUUAUCUUGAGGGUCUCACAAUCCAAACCUUAGGCCUUUUGUCAUGAAGAAAUCACCCAGCUUUAUUUGAUCCCAUUUUCCACAAUCUAUUGACAUUUGUUUGGUCAUGGGCUUUCCAACAGUAGGGUGUACGUACAUGUCAGUAUAGCCUUGUCUUUGUCUUGUCAUUUUCUUUCCUUGUGUCUUUCAAAGAUCAAAAAUGCAUUUGUGUUACUCUUUUUGCUUUAUCACAACGGCUUUGUAUGAACUAUAAAAUAGCUAUGAAAACUGCUGUAUGUAUUGGAAUAGCAAACUGUGCUGCAAAUGUAUUUUACUUAGUAAUCCUUGCUUAAAAAGUCAUACAUGCAGACAUCUGUGCGAGAUGGGCGGGGCAGGGUUGGGGAUUAUCCCAGAUUUUGGAUUUUAAACUGUAAAAUAGAAAACAGACUUUUCUCUGUUAUCAUUGACCUAAGGAUUUUGUACAGAUUGUUUUCUUCCGUGUGUUAAGCUGUUUUUGAUACUUCCUUUUGAUGGUCUAACCACUGCCUUCUGUGGCUAUAAACAUUAGUGCUCGGAGAAAUGGCAGACAGGUAUAUUUCCUCUACAAGACGGAGAUAUCUUGCAUGACUAAUUCCAGGGUCACAGAGAUGAAAAAGAAUGGCUAAGUGGUCAGUAAUAAUAUAAGGGUGUAUCAAUCUAAUGAUAUUUUAUCUGAAACAAAUAGGGAAAAGAAGAAAAAUAUGCAGUGCCAAGAUGUAAAGAACAUUUGUUAAAUGCUUUGUUUUUUUCCCCAGAGGAAUCCAUCCACUCCUACAUAUAUUAUCAAAGAUGUGUCAUCAUCAUGUUCAGUACAUCCUCAUUAGGUGAAAUACAUAUCGCUUUUUAGUUGGCCUCUAAAUAUCUCAACUGUUUGGAAAUGUUUAUUUUUUGAUCAGUAAAAAUCAAGCACAGCAGGUAGCCGACUUAAGUGGAGCACAAAGGUUAAAGGCUAAAAGUCGGAUGUGAAUCGGACUCUGUACUCAUCCUAUGAUAUAUGUUGAUUGUAAAACAAGAAAUAUCAGUAACCUUAUGACUUUGCUGUGCUCUGUGUAGGUGGCGUUAGAUUUCCCCUCAAGACACUUGCAGCCAUGCUAAUUUACCACGGUUCUAUCAAUCAUGACCACCCCACUGUCAUUCACCACUGUGUUGUACCAUCACCCUCUUAACCCAUGCUUCUGGAGGAGGGAUGGAGGGAGGAAGGAGGGUACAGGAGAGCAGCUGUCACAGUGCUUUAAUGCAGCAGCUAAGUUAGUUUUCUGUUGAAGCUGUACUCUGUAGUUUUCUGUUUAUUAACUAAAGAUCCUGCUCAUCACCUCCAUCAUCAGUCUGUAAUCUCCUCAUCAUUCCUGGUCUGUCUGAUGCAGACUAUUUUGUUGUACAGUCAGUCUCAGUAACUGACGUAAGCUUUCUAAAAAUGCAAUAAAAUGCUGGUUGUUCAUGCUUGUUA